AUGUAUUUCGGGAAACCUAUGAUAGUCUUACCACUGUUUGGGGAUCAAUACGAUAACGCACAGAGAGUUCAAGAAAAGGGGUUUGGGAUUAGACUCAAUCCCUACGAGUGCUCUGAAAAUGAAUUAUUGGAUUCAAUCGAAAAGUUAUUAAACGACAAAAUAUUGGCUCAAAAGUUGGCAAAAUUCCUUAAAUUAAGUAUGGCUGAGGUAUUGCGAGACACCGGUCGAUACCACUGUGUGUUUGCGGUGACCAACGACUGGAAGUCACGGCUCGAGUCCAUUGGGUUUGAGGUGAAACUCAUGGGACAGCUGGUGGCCGGGGAUGUAGUGGCGACUGAUUCAGCCGAUAGAAACGUGGCUGAGGUCGAGAAAUUUGGGGGUUUUGAAAACCACACCCCAUUGGAAAUGGCUAUCGGUGGCAACGACUACUUUGUCAAAAGUGGUAUCAAACAAAAUAUAGAAACGGAUCCAUUGGUUAAGACUAUUAUAAAGGAUUUGAAGCCUAAUGUCAUAAUUACUGAUAAGGCUAUACAAUUACCCUCUAUUGUCACAUCAGGCAUUCCCUGGAUAUUCAGUUAUAGUGGAAGUCCGUUGGCAUUAAACUAUGGAUACCCGGAUGACAUACUUCCACCACCAUUCUUAGGUUUGCCGACAAAUAGUGAGACAGAAGUGAAGGAGAAAUACAGACAACAACUGUGGGAAAGAAGUCGUGAAAAGUGGUAUAAAUAUAGGGAUCAAUUGGUUUCCAUGGGAUGUCCCAAACUUCAAGAAUUUCUAUUAUGGACCCCAUCCCCCUUUGCCAACCUAUAUAUGACUCCUAAGGAAUUGGAUUAUACGGACAUCAGACCACUUCCCGGCAAUUUUUAUGGAUUUGAUAAUUUUAAACGCAGUGGUAAUGAAGACACGUUUGAAAUACCAGAAAGCCUUAAGAAUAGGUCCGGAAAACUGAUUUACUUAUCAUUGGGUUCUAUCGGUUCCGGAAAUGUAGAGCUCAUGAAAAGAUUGGUUGCGAUUUUGUCCAAAUCUAAGCACCGGUUCAUUGUCUCCAAAGGUGUCAAACAUAAUGAAUACGAAUUGGCGGACAAUAUGUGGGGCGAGAGGUCUGUCCCUCAGGUGAAA
This is a messenger RNA of Oppiella nova, 1119 nucleotides long. The record is from the annotation of a GenBank genome assembly. Lineage: Eukaryota; Metazoa; Arthropoda; Arachnida; Sarcoptiformes; Oppiidae.